AUGGGUGGUAAGAUAGAUAGAGAUGUCAACAAAAAUGGGGGACCACUAGUUUUCCGAAUACAUGGACAAAACUUCCACUACAUUGGUAGUCUUCUGCCGGUGGACGGGAAACGACCACAUUUUGCACAGUUAUAUAUCUAUGAUACUAAUAAUGAGAUAGUCAAUCGGCUCAGUUUCGUAAGGCCAGACGGUGAUCUUAGUGACAUCCAUGAAGAAAUUGUCAAGGAUAUUCAACAAGCGUUGGAUUCAGAUAAUGUGUUGGUCAAGUCCUUCAGAAUGGCCAGUUCAGAAAUAGAAAAAAAUCCGGUGGCUGGAUGGGUUGGAUACCCGGAUCUCUUUAUCACAUUCACAUGCAAUCCAAAGUGGCCGGAGGUUAAACGCUUCUUGACUGAUCGUAAUUUAAAACCGGAAGACCGGCCUGACAUAAUAUGCAGACUAUUCAAGAUGAAGUUGGAUGCUUUAAUUUCUGAAUGCAGGAAGAACAAGUUGUUCGGACCCGUCAUUGGAGUUAUCUAUACCAUCGAAUUUCAAAAGUGUGGUCUACCGCACGCUCAUAUACUUUUAUUUCUGGAUAAGCAACAACGAGCAUCACAUGGGAUACAUUUGGACAACAUAAUUUCUGCUAAGUUACCUGAUCCAAUACAAGAUCCAGAAUACUUCAAAUUAGUGGAUGAGUAUAUGAUGCACGGUCCUUGCGGUAGAGCUCAGUUGAAUUCUCCAUGCAUGGCUAAGGGUAAAUGUACUAAACACUUUCCCAAAAAGUUUGUUAAUGUUUCUAAUUUUGACGAUGAUGGCUAUCCUAUUUAUCGGAGACGUGACAAUGGUCGUUCUGUGGUGAGAAAUGGGAUUAAUUUGGACAAUCGCUAUGUGGUGCCACACAAUAGGCAUUUGUUGCUAAAGUAUAGAGGUCAUAUUAAUGUGGAAUGGUGCAACCAAUCCCGUUCUAUAAAUUACCUGUUCAAAUACGUCAACAAGGGUCACGACAGGGUCACCGCAGAGUUCUACCGCAGCAACAGCGAGGGAGAUGAACCGCAAGUGAUUGAAGAGAUAAGUAUGUAUUAUGAUUGUAGGUACAUAUCUCCAUGUGAAGCUGCCUGGCGUUUAUUUAGUUUUGAAAUACGGUUAAGAACACUAGCGGUUGAACGGUUAAGCUUUCACUUGCCCAAUCAACAGAGUGUAGUUUUUGCAGAUGAUGAUCCGGUUGAUAACAUACUCAGUCGACCAACUAUAUUACAAAGCAUGUUUUUGGAAUGGUUUGAGGCAAACAAAACAUACCCAGAAGCAAGGAAACUGACAUAUGCUAAAAUGCCAACGAAGUUUGUAUGGAAAAAGGAUAUUAGAAAAUGGCAUCCAAGGAAAAGAGGGUUUUCAAUAGGUAGAGUUUUCUAUGUGCCGCCUGGCAGUGGCGAGAUAUUCUAUUUGCGGUGUCUUUUGAAUAAAGUUCAAGGGCCUACAAGUUUUGCAGAUAUCAGAACAGUAAAUGGUGUGCAGUACGAAUCCUUUAGGGACGCGUGUUCAGCUAGAGGAUUAGUAGACGACGAUAAAGAGUAUGUUCAUGUUAUUGAAGAAGCAGGUCAGUGGGCCACAUCUGCAAAUUUGAGAAGAUUGUUUGUGACUUUGUUGAUGUCCAACUCAAUGUCAAAACCGGAAGUGGUGUGGGAAGCUACGUCGAACUAUUUGACUAAAGAUGCAGAAUUCCAUAUUAGACAACAGAAGGGACUUGGAGAUUUAAUUUUAUCUGAGGAUCAAAAAAAAAAUUAUGCACUUUCGGAGAUCGAACUACUUCUGACAACUAUGAGAAAGAGUUUGAAAGACUUUCCUUCAAUUCCCUCUCCUGAUUUACAGCUUCUGGACAGAUCAACCAAUAGGUUAAUACAAGAGGAAUUGUCAUAUGACAUUAAUGCAAUGAAGGCAGAGAAUGAUAGUUUGGUGGACCAACUCACUGAAGAGCAAAAACAAUAUAUGAUAACUCAAAGCAGUCCGUUGGCACACUUAAUAAUGCAAAGUCGGUUGAUCAUUUGGGAUGAGGCACCAAUGAUGCAUAAAUUUUGCUUUGAAGCUUUGGACCGAACUAUGCAAGAUCUACUGCGUGUUCAAAAUCCAAGAAGCUUUGAAAUGACAUUUGGUGGGAAAACCGUUGUGUUAGGUGGAGACUUCAAACAAAUUUUACCAGUAAUUCCAAAGGGGACCAGGCAAGAUAUAGUGGGUGCAAGUAUAAAUUCAUCAUAUCUUUGGAGAAGCUGUAAAGUAUUUAGGCUUACAAAGAAUCUGCGGCUUAAAGCAUUGCAAUCAGAGUCUAGAGUUCAAGAGAUUGAAGAAUAUGCAAAGUGGAUUGCUAAUAUAGGUGACGGAACUAUUGGUGAUUCGUUGGAUGGUGAAUGUGAGAUCAACAUUCCAGAAAAAUUCUUACUCAGGUCGGUGGAGGAUCCUAUUUCUACGAUUGUUGAUAGCAUAUUCCCGGGGUUUCGUAAUGGAAUUCGAGAUGUCAAAUAUCUAAAAGACUGUGCAAUUUUGGCACCAACUUUGGACGUGGUAGAUAACAUCAAUGAAUACAUGAAUGAAUUUAAUACUACCGAAGGAAUGACAUAUCUAAGCUGUGAUUCGGUGUGCAAAUCGGAUUCCAAUGUUGACAUGCUUGCUGAUCUACACACACCGGAGUUUUUAAAUGGAUUACGAUGUUCUGGAGUGCCAAAUCACUCAUUGACUUUAAAAGUUGGAUCACCCGUUAUGCUAUUGAGAAAUAUUGAUCACUCAUUGCGGUUGUGCAAUGGUACAAGAAUGAUCAUUUCAAAGUUGGCUACACAUGUUUUAGAAGCGCAAAUAUUGACCGGAACAACUGCUGGUACAAAGGUUUUAAUACCAAGGAUGUCCUUAACACCGUCAGAUCCUAGAUUGCCUUUUAAGUUUCAAAGAAAACAAUUUCCGCUAAUGUUGUCAUAUGCCAUGACAAUAAACAAAAGUCAGGGUCAAACAUUGUCAAACGUCGGUUUAUUUUUGAAGAGGCCGGUAUUUAAUCACGGACAACUAUAUGUAGCAGUGUCAAGGGUUAGUAAUCCUAGCGGAUUAAAAAUGUUGAUUUGUGAUGAAAAUGUACAAUCCAAAAAUACGACUACAAAUGUCGUAUAUAAAGAACUUUUCAAUAAUGUGUAA
This is a messenger RNA of Ipomoea nil (Japanese morning glory), 3150 nucleotides long. RefSeq lists its product as uncharacterized. The transcript has 6 exons. NCBI's taxonomy places the organism in Eukaryota, Viridiplantae, Streptophyta, Magnoliopsida, Solanales, Convolvulaceae. Gene Ontology annotation, molecular function: DNA helicase activity. Gene Ontology annotation, biological process: telomere maintenance; DNA repair. The coding region runs from base 1 to 3150 and encodes 1049 amino acids. The record is from RefSeq and is a predicted model, not a curated record.